Molecule: messenger RNA, 1565 nt
Organism: Myodes glareolus (Bank vole)
Lineage: Eukaryota; Metazoa; Chordata; Mammalia; Rodentia; Cricetidae
Gene: Gpr18
Product: G protein-coupled receptor 18
Biological process (GO): positive regulation of Rho protein signal transduction; phospholipase C-activating G protein-coupled receptor signaling pathway
Cellular component (GO): plasma membrane
Molecular function (GO): G protein-coupled receptor activity
Source: RefSeq, a predicted model, not a curated record
UCAGGGAGAACCCUCUGUGAACCCUUGGCCGGGGCACAAGACUUCAGCAGCUGCAGGACUGAUAUGCUAUCAUUUCAAGAGGAGCCUGAGUGGAGCAGGACUUCAUAAACAAAUCACUUGUGAAAGAGAAAAAAACCACAUCCAGGGUAAAGCCCCACGCUGAGAACCUUAUUUCAGAGCACUUCCUGAAAGAGGCCGUGCGGCACUCAGCCCAACAGACAGCCCCGUAUCGGUACUACAUCUCCAAGAGCCUUUCCACGGCACAGCGGCACAGCGAGCCAAGACAGAAGCACCACUAACCCAAGCUCCGAGAGCUCUUCACCGGACCCGCACAUCGGCAGAGUUCCCACGACAUGGGCCCUGGCCUGCUGUAAGAUGACCACCCCCAGCAAUCGCAACGGGCUGGUCCUUUCUAACAGCUCACACCCAGAUGAGUUCAAGAUCGCGGCCCUGGUCUUCUACAGCUGCAUCUUCCUGAUUGGAUUAUUUGUUAAUGUCACCGCGCUAUGGGUUUUCAGCUGUACAACCAAGAAAAGAACCACCGUGACUGUCUACAUGAUGAACGUCGCGCUGCUGGACUUAAUAUUUAUCCUGAGUCUACCCUUUCGGAUGUUUUACUAUGCAAAAGGCGAAUGGCCAUUUGGGGAGUACUUCUGCCACAUUCUUGGGGCCCUGGUGGUGUUUUACCCAAGCAUGGCUCUGUGGCUUCUUGCUUUCAUCAGUGCUGACAGAUACAUGGCCAUAGUACAGCCAAAAUAUGCCAAGGAACUGAAGAACACCUGCAAGGCUGUGCUGGCCUGUGUGGGGGUCUGGAUAAUGACCCUGACUACCACUGUCCCUCUGCUCCUGCUCUAUGAAGACCCCGAUAAAGCCUCCUCGCCUGCCACCUGCCUCAAGAUUUCAGACAUCAUCCACCUAAAAGCCGUCAACGUGCUGAACUUCACCCGGCUCGUGUUCUUCUUCCUGAUCCCGCUGUUCAUCAUGAUCGGGUGCUAUGUGGUCAUCACCUACAGCCUCCUGCGAGGGCAGACAUCCAAGCUGACGCCCAAGGUGAAGGAGAAGUCCAUCCGGAUCAUCAUCACCCUGCUGGUGCAGGUGCUGAUCUGCUUCGUGCCCUUCCACAUCUGCUUCGCCGUCCUGAUGCUGGGCGGGGAGGGGAGCAGCUACAGCCCCUGGGGCGCCUUCACCACCUUCCUCAUGAACCUCAGCACCUGCCUGGACGUCGUCCUCUACUACAUCGUCUCCAAACAGUUCCAGGCUCGGGUCAUCAGUGUUAUGCUGUAUCGCAAUUACCUCCGCAGUGUGCGCAGGAAAAGCUUCCGGUCUGGCAGUUUACGGUCACUUAGCAACGUGAACAGUGAAAUGCUAUGAGUCAGGGCAAGCAACCUGUCUUUAACUAGUUAAAACUUUUUGUCUACCUACUCUUGGGUGAGUCAGGAUUCUAUAUCAUCCAGCCUCUUCUCUAGUUAAAAAAAAAAAUCAUAAUAACAGUAAUAAUAAACUUUAAAAAUUUCUGUGCUAUUUUAUUACUCCAGCAACAUAAUUAAAUCCUGAGUAUUCUGAAA